AUACCUCCAGCCUCCCGAGAGGACAGACAUGGUCCUGGUGUUCACUGAGGCAAUGACAGACUCCAGCACCUUUGACAAGGAGGCGGCCAGAAACAUGCUGGACGUGGUCAAGGGAAACUGCGAUUUCUGGCUGGUGGAUGUGCCAAAGAUCACGAGCUGCAUCCACAAAACCCUGGGGUGCAUCAACACGGCACCAGCCCGACAGAGCGUGGAGUCUCUAAUUGUCUGGAUGGCUGACAAAUGCCCUGGGGAGGUGGUGUCAACGCUGCUGACAAUCGCACCACCAGGAGACAGCACUGCCCUGGCACUGUGGGAGGUGAUGUUCUCCGUGCCCCAGACCCUGCAAAGCGUUUUGAAGGAGCUGCUCAUCCAACUCCAGGACCCAAAGAGCAGGCUCUUCUGCACGUACCUGGAGGACCACUGCCUCGUUAGCUUGGCUAUGCUGGCCGGCAGUGAUCUGGGAGAUCGGGAGUUUGCUCUGCUCUACAUGGCCUUCAGGUUUCUGAAGGAAGAAAGUCCGGCCAUGCUCUCCCUGGUGCUCACGGGCAUCAUGACGCUGUCACAGACAGACGAGAUGGCAAGGAAAAUGAAGGUCAUGCUGCCAGACCUGAUGUGGGUCCUGCAGUGCGGCAACAAGGCCAUCAAGAUCAAGGCUCUGGCCAUCUUCAGAACCGUGAUGGCUCAGCUGCAGAGGGAGGAGGCCAGCCCCAUCGCCGUGACGCUGGCAGGAUUUCUCCUGCCCCUCUUUGAUGACGUAAGCCUGAUGUAUAAGGCUGAUGUAUAAGGCUGAUGUAUA
This is a messenger RNA of Columba livia (rock pigeon), 796 nucleotides long. RefSeq lists its product as uncharacterized. Bases 29 to 784 code for a protein of 251 amino acids. The transcript is spliced from 5 exons. NCBI's taxonomy places the organism in Eukaryota, Metazoa, Chordata, Aves, Columbiformes, Columbidae. The record is from RefSeq and is a predicted model, not a curated record. Gene Ontology annotation, cellular component: cytoplasm.